AUGCUUGAUCCGCAGGUGACCUCCUUCGCGACAGGCGGGCUGGCCGUGUGUCUAGUCGGUCUGGUCUCUAUACCUGCUAUCAAGAGUAUCACCAGCCGAGUCGCGCGCAAGGCGGCCCGGGAAGAGGAGCAGUCACUGGCAAAGGGCGCCUAUCGGGAUGAAGACGGCGAAGCAACCGAGGAAUCGCUGCGGGCCUUUUCGGAUAAAUGGCAGCGAAUCUUGAUCACCCUGACCUCGAUCUCCGGACUGCUGGUCACUCUGGCUUUGGCCGUUCUGACAACGUUGAAGUACAAUGCCGACUACACGCCGCUCGUAUGGCUGCAAUUCGGUGUCUGGAUCUUUCUCUCUAUUCAAACGGUCGUCUUUUUCACAGAGCCGCGGCCAACACGCCGAUUUGACCACGCCGGCUACGCACUUUGGGGCAGUCUCAUCGCCGUAGCACUUCCGGGUGCGCAGAUUGCCCUGGCAUCGUACGGCGGCAGAACUCUUCCUCAAACCCGGUCCUGGGUCAUUCUGCUGAUCGUGCAAAUUGCCUGCGCACUCUUCCGAGGCUUCUUCUGCGCUAUCCUACCGCGCCGACCAGACGUGUAUUUCGAGGGCCAGGUGGUGGACCAGCAAUUCACCGUCUCCGUACUCAGUCGAUUCUCAUUUACCUGGGCCAGCACGCUUCUCCAGUAUGCAGUCAAAAAUAGGACACUGGAUAUCGAGAGUAUUCCGAAGCUGCCAUUACCCGUGCGCGCACACAGCCUGCGAGCCAACUUCGAGCGAGCCCUGGGAUCGCGAAAGAUCUGGAAAGCGAUUAUAUUUGCUCACUACAAGUCCAUUGGUCUGCAGAUGAUGUUGACUCUGGCCGCCUGUAUCCUGAGCUUUGGUCCCCAGGUCGCGUUGUAUAACAUCUUGAACUCGAUGGAAGCCCGCGGAACGGAAUCGUGGGCUGCCCUCCAGUCGUGGAUGUGGGUCUUUGCCUUGGGAAUCAUGAUGCUGGUUUCUUCCAGCGUUGACUCAUGGUUGUUCUGGGUGAUUUGCUACCGGAUUGGCCUUCCCAUCUACGAAUCACUCUCCGCCACAAUCUUUGCCAAGGCUAUGCGAAGGAAAGAUGCUAAGCAUACAAAGAAAUCGAAAGAUGCGGAUACUAAGCCCGACGCCUCAUCCAAGGCACUGCUGGAAGAACCGGAAGAAGACGACGACGAAGAGGCCAUGAAGAAAAGCCGACAGAGCGUCAUCAACCUUGUGGCCGUGGACGCUAGGCGGAUUGCGGACUUUGCGACCUUUAACUACCUCAUCCCGCUUGCGAUAACCAAGGUGCUUCUGGGCUGCGCUUUCUUGGUCAAGAUUCUCGGAUGGCGCAGCACCCUGGCCGGUCUGGGUGUUUCGCUUCUCGUCACGCCGUUGAAUAUCUACGUCGCCAAGAAGUUUUCCAAUGCCCAGGACCGACUGAUGAAGGCCCGAGAUCAAAAAAUGGCCGUCGUGACCGAGGUCCUCCAGGGGAUCCGGCAGAUCAAGUUUUCUGCUCUCGAGGAGCAGUGGCAGAAUCGCAUUGGGGAAGUGCGGGAGACGGAGCUGGCGGCUUUGUGGUCCUCGUUCCUCUAUGAUAUCGGCCUGAUCUCAAUUUGGAUUCUCGGGCCUGUCGGGUUGUCAGCCGUAUCUCUCACGGUGUAUGCUGUGAUUCACGGUGGUUUGGAAGCGUCAGUCGCUUUCACGGCCAUGUCAGUCUUUGGUGCCCUGGAGUUAUCGCUGGCUAUUAUCCCAGAACUAAUGGCCGAUGGUCUGGAAGCCAAGGUCAGUGCAGACCGCAUCGACAAGUACAUGAAGACGCCUGAUAAAGUCGUCAACACGGUCCCUGCUGAGAACAUCGCCUUUGAAAAUGCCUCGGUAGCAUGGCCCGCAGAUCAAACAGAGGACGAGGCAGUUGAUGAGGACCGGUUUGCACUUCGCAGUUUGGAUGUGGCUUUCCCCAUGAAGGGUCUCAGUGUCGUAUCCGGCCGAACUGGAUCUGGAAAGAGCCUGCUGCUUUCAUGCCUUCUGGGAGAAUGUGAAGUCCUCGAAGGGACCGUCAAAGUCCCCGUUCCUCCUCCCAUCAGUGAACGUUUCGAUCACCUGGCAACCUCGGCUAACUGGAUCAUCGACUCUGCCAUCGCCUACGUUGCCCAGAUUCCGUGGAUUGAAAACGCAUCGAUCAAAGACAAUAUCCUGUUCGGGCUGCCGUUCGACCCAGAGCGCUACCAGAAGGUGUUAUUCGCAUGUGCCCUGCAAAAAGAUUUCGACAUGCUUCCUGAUGGCGAACUAACAGAUAUCGGCGCCAAUGGCGUCAAUCUCAGCGGUGGCCAGCGAUGGCGCGUAUCAUUUGCUCGAGCAUUGUAUUCUCGCGCGGGCAUUCUUAUCAUGGAUGAUAUCUUCAGCGCCUUGGAUGCCCACACGGGCCGUCAUGUCUAUGAGCAUGCUCUUACUGGGGAGCUUGGUCAGAACCGCACUCGGAUUUUGGUGACGCAUCAUGUCGCCCUGUGUCUUCCUCGUACGGACUACUCGGUGCUUCUGGAAAACGGAUGUGUCAAGUAUGCGGGCACGAUUGAUGAGCUUAAAAAGUCAAAUCACCUGGAAGAUAUCCUGCGAGAAGAGAAUGCUGUGGAAGAGGGGGGUCAUGUUGCCGCCGAGGGCGAUGAGAUUCUCAAUGACGAAGAAACAACUCUUCAGAAGGUGAUCUCGAAUACCUCUCAUCAGCAUCCGAGUACGGGAAUGAACGGUGCUACUGCUGCUGAGCCAACGAGCACCAAAACCCCCAGGAAAUUCGUGGAAGAAGAGAAGCGCGAGACUGGCAGGGUCAAGCUGGCCGUGUACGCGGCUUAUCUGUCCCAGGCUGGCCAUUGGAGUUACUGGCUGCUGGCAAGUGUGGUCUACGUCGGAAAUUCGGUGCUCAUGGUCGGACGAGCGUGGUGGGUCAAUGUCUGGACCAGUUCUUCGUCCAACACACAGGCGCAUCCCGAGCAGUUCUCUGCUCUCCUGCAGCACCCGAUGAAUGCAACGAGAACGACUCGCGGAGACGACAAUCUUGCCAUGUAUCUAAGCAUCUAUGUCGGCAUUUCAGUGCUUGCCUGUGUGGUUGGCACAGCCAGAUACUAUUUUAUACUCAACGCCGCCGUCAAGGGAUCGAGGAACUUGUUCAAAGGGCUGGUUUUCGCCGUGCUUCGCGCUCCGCUCCGGUGGCUGGACACCGUUCCCCUUGGACGAAUUCUCAACCGAUUCACUGCAGACUUCCACAUGAUCGACUCCCGACUCGGGUACGAUAUUGGAUUCACGGCUACCAAGCUUCUGGAGGUGAUCGGGGUCCUGGUUGCCGGCAUGCUUGUCUCGCCCGUGGUCAUCAUCUUUGCCGUGGCUCUGCUUUUGGUCUCCCUCAAGCUGGCUCUGACCUAUUUGGCUGGGGCGCGAGAGAUUAAGCGUAUUGAGUCGAUCGCCAAGAGCCCCGUGUUUGAGCAAUUCGGGUCCAGUCUGGCCGGCUUGGUGACCAUCCGCGCCUUCAGCAAGAGCGAGACCUACAUUGGAGUUAUCUACAACAAGAUCAACCGCCAUGCCCAGGCUUGGUGGUAUAUGUGGCUGUUCAAUCGCUGGCUUGGCUUCCGCAUGAACCUCAUCGGUGCCGUCUUCGCAACUUUCACCGCGGCCCUGGUCGUUUACAUGCCCGGUAUCACAGCCUCUCUGGCAGGAUUCGCUCUUAGCUUUGCUCUGCAGUUCAACUCUGCCAUCGCAAUGGCGCUGCGCCAGUAUGCUAGCACCGAGUUGAACAUGAACGCUACCGAGCGCGUUAUCGAAUAUUCGUCCAUCGAGCUUGAGAACCAGGGCGGUGCCGACGCGCCCGCUGCCUGGCCCACGGAAGGACGGCUGGAGGUGACUGACUUGGUGGUUGGGUAUGCGCCAGACCUACCUCCCGUGCUGAAUGGACUGAGCUUCACCGUCGAAAAGAACCAGCGAGUCGGUGUGGUCGGCCGGACAGGUGCGGGCAAGUCUUCAUUGACUCUGGCCCUGUUCCGCUUCCUUGAAGCGCGGGCAGGCCAAAUCCUGAUAGAUGGACUCGAUGUGUCCAAGAUCAAGCUUCAUGAUCUGCGCAGCCGGUUGGCCAUCAUCCCGCAGGACCCGGUUCUGUUCUCCGGGACGGUGCGCUCGAACCUGGACCCGUUCGGCGAAUAUAGUGACCAAGAUCUGUACGAUGCAUUGGCACGCGUGCACUUGAUAUCGUCUACCUCUGACGACGACGAGACUCUGACUUCGCGCACAGCCACGCCACGCCACCCAGGCAGCACCGGUGCAACGACCCCAGACACAGCUACCGCAACCGCCAACGCCAACACUAACAUUUUUACAUCACUCAGCGCCACGAUCUCCGAGGGUGGCCUCAAUCUCUCCCAGGGUCAGCGGCAGCUCCUGUGUCUGGCCCGGGCUAUCGUCGCCCGCCCCAAGAUCAUGGUGCUGGACGAAGCCACCUCUGCCGUGGACAUGGAAACCGACGCCCUGAUCCAGACGUCCAUCCGCGCGGAGUUCGGACGCAACGCAACCACCCUGCUGGUCAUCGCGCACCGACUGAGUACGAUUGCGGAUUUCGAUCGGAUUCUUGUCCUGGAUGCCGGCAAGGCGGUUGAGUUUGGCUCUCCAAAGGAUUUGAUGGGUAUUGAAGGAGGGGUGUUCAAGAACCUGGUGGAUAACAGUGGAGAGAAGGAUGUGUUGCAAAAGAUGAUUUUCGGUUGA
Molecule: messenger RNA, 4737 nt
Organism: Penicillium riverlandense
Lineage: Eukaryota; Fungi; Ascomycota; Eurotiomycetes; Eurotiales; Aspergillaceae
Product: putative ABC bile acid transporter
Exons: 3
Coding region: 1-4737 (1578 amino acids)
Biological process (GO): transmembrane transport
Cellular component (GO): membrane
Molecular function (GO): ABC-type transporter activity; ATP binding; ATP hydrolysis activity
Source: RefSeq, a predicted model, not a curated record